Molecule: messenger RNA, 378 nt
Organism: Ostreococcus tauri
Lineage: Eukaryota; Viridiplantae; Chlorophyta; Mamiellophyceae; Mamiellales; Bathycoccaceae
Product: unnamed product
Exons: 2
Coding region: 1-378 (125 amino acids)
Source: RefSeq, a predicted model, not a curated record
AUGCCGGUCGAUAAAUUGAUGAUGCUCUCCGGAAUGGGCACGCUCGGAUACGGGACGCAAAUGAGAUUCGCCGGUAAGACGUUCUCAAACAUGUACUGGAAGGAGGGCGAACGGAACAAGGCCGACACGGUGCAAGCGAACUGGCUCGGUACCGUAUUGCUCGGCACUUCGGCGAUUCAGCUCUGCGCCGCGCUCGACGGCGAAUGCUCGAAGAACCAACUCGCCGGCGCCGCGCUCUCCUGGGCGCUCACCCUCCCGGAAUACGUCAACCAACGCGAUGAUUUUCACACGCCGAUGUUCUUCGCGAACGCCGGAAUGGGCGCCGCGAUGACCGCCGUCCUCGUCAAGGCGUGGAUGGACAAAGACGGCUCGAAGUGA